AUGUCGCCGUCUUCUCGCGAAGGCGGCCCUCACCCCGUCGUCCCCCUGGGAGGCGGGCCUUCUUCGCCUGCGUCCCCUCCCCAAAAGGGAGACGAAGAGCUUGGAACUCAAAGACAAGCUUCGUUUCGAUCGAGUCGUGGCACGGCAGCAUUCGAAAGCGCCGCCGCAGCCAUGGCAGGCUCAUUUAGCCUCCCUCUCGGUCCCGAAGCUGGGGUCUGUCGUACCCCCCUUCUCGCUUCCCUUUCUUCUCCCCUGGAGUCUGAGACGGGGCCUUGCAGUCAACCAAAUGCCCGCGACGUCUGGCCGUCCCUGUGUUUUGCUCACUCGUCGGCUGCUCGUCAUGCGACAGAGAGAUUGGUUGGCGAUGCGCCGAGAUCGCGCACGGAGUGUGUCCCGCCUUCUCUGCUCUUCCACCACUCAACAGCCAGCUUCGCCCACAGAGCGUCUCCUUCUUUGUGCCCUCCGGGCCACGAUGCGUCCUUCCGCCCUACCACCGACGUGCUGCCUCCGUCGCCGCGAGGCCCGUUCUUCCUUGUCGAUGACGAUUCACCCUCGAAAUUCGUCUCGUGUAGCGCGGGGUGUUGCCUUCAACAUUCGCCGCGAAGACUGCGAGAGGCCCCGGAAGAAAGUCUACACUUCGCGGCUUCCUUCGAUUGUGCAUCAGACGCGGGAAACCAUGGGCUCGAUGCUGACGACCAGAGCACGCCGCGAGGACUCUGUCGUGCGUCUGCCUUUGGCCUAUCUCUCCCUUUCUCCUCGUCGGCCACGAGGCGCCUCCCACACCCCCCAGACCGGCUAGGUUCGGAGUCAAGAAACAGCUACUCUCGCGGCGCAACCCACCCGCUUCUUCCCUCAUCUCAACCGUACUCCGGAGAUACUUUAGAAGACGAGGCAAGACGAGUCUGUCGCGGCUGCUGUCGCAGCGCCAGAAAGCGAGACGGGCGACACGAUUUCGAAUUUUCUGAUCAGCGCCAUGCCGGCUGCGGCCUCGAGGGUCGCGAGCGUUCUUUGGAGACGCGCGAUUGCCGUGACCAGGGGCGCUACUCGCGAGAAGGCAACCGACAAAACGUGCAAGCCUUUCUUGGAUCGGGUGGCACAUACAACGUCCUGCAUAAGUGGAGAUACACUCAUGGCUACUUGGAUUUCAUCUUGAACGACAGAUUUCACGUCAUUCUCUCCAUGAAAUGGGCGCAUCUUGUUUUCCUCGUUUUCGCCGUCGUUGUCGGUUGGGCUGCAUUCCUCGCACUUAUUCUGGCGGUCUUGACAGGAGGCGCGAUUCAGCGGUGUCUAGGCCCGGACGCUGCCAAUGUGCUGGACUAUUACUUCUUCGUGAUCGAGACGAUGUUUGCCAUAGGCUAUGGGAGCCCCCGGGCACCCACUUGUCAAACGACGAGUUUGUUUGUCACUCCGACGGCCGUUUCUGGCAUUCUUAUCAACUCUGUCGUCCUCGGGGUUGUCUUUCAGAAGUUCUCCGCAGCCUCCAAGCGCAAGUGGGCACUGGCCUUCUCCAACUGUCUCGUUGGCCAACCAAGCUUCCCAGUGCCUUCCCACCUGGUGAUCAAUUCUUCGGUGUCCCUUGAGAAGGAACCGCACCUCCCCCCGCGAGAGAUGGUCUACGGAUGCUGCGCCAGCGUCCACGAUGGGGGGAAUCCAGGAUUAGAGGCCGAGCAAGAUUGUGAGAACGGUGACCCUGGUCUAAGAUGCAGACAGGAGUCGGCGUCGACGGGAGAUGUGUGUGGGGAGACAGCCGAGAGAACGCAGUCGUCCGAAGGGGAAGGCCCUUCAACAACAAGGGACGCGCAAGAAAUGCUGGAGCUGAAUCGGCGGAUCGACGUUGCAAUCGAAAGCAGCCAGUCAGAGGCGGACGGAAACGAGGCUGCUCCCGCUUCUCACAGACGCACGCGGAGGUCCCGGACUGACGAGCAGAAAAGCGACGGAUCCGAUGCUUCCCCAGGCUCCGCCUCUCCUUGUUGCCGGACAGGAGCGACAAGUGAGCAAGACGGGGAGGCACAUCGAGACACGCGGCAGGAGACUUUCGCUGCGGUCGGCGUCUUUGCGUGUCGCGGGGGACAUAGGGACCUGACGGCAACGGGCCUGAGCCAGACGGAUUCCUGUUCGUACGACGUCAACGGCGAGCGAGAAGAAGCCGAGGGGUUUGGGUUCGACGCAAGCGAAGAUCGCCAACCGUGCUCGCGGGCGCGAGAAGAAACGUCACUGAAAUCGGCAUUGACUGCUCCAUCCAUAAGCGGUCACCUCAGCUCCUUCGGGCCGCAGGACCUGCCUCACUCUCUCUGUCGUGCUCCCUCCUCAUCGACGUGGCAACACUACCGUCUGUCGUUUCGAGUGAUCAACGUGACGCAUCACUCCUUCUUCAAUCCUAAACUAUGUCUCUAUCUCUUAAAACACAGUGACCGAGGCCUGCGCAUCCGACAAUUUCCCACGUUCCGCACGGACACCCCUCUUGAAUUCCUUGAGAUGCCCAUUACGGUCACGGUAGACACCUGCGAUCGAGACUGUCCUCUCCGAGAGGUGACAGCAGACGAGCUACGGCACGAUGGCAAUGCGUACGAGAUCCUCUCGCUGCUGUCCUUUACUGACAAUCACACGUCGCGGCCUGUCGAAAUUCGAAAAAGCUGGAGUCUACGGUCCAUUAAAUGGGGAGAAAAGUUCACCCCUAUUGUCCGGCCUCCGUCAGCGUUGACGGUUUCUGCUGGUGGCUACGAAGUAGAUGUAGACGCUUUGAGCACAACCGAGCGGGCGCAGUUGUGCUAGGUUGAAGGGCUACGCAAAGCAAACAUGAGGCACUCUUCUGCGAAAGAUGCGCUACACGUUUGCCUUCGACCUGCCGCUGUCUUUCUCCUGGAAUUAUUCCCAGCAUAACAGGUUCCAUGAUUUUCAGUUGCUCGGGUCAUCUAAUACAGGAGCGGUAGCGAAAAUGGCGACAAAGAAGGAAGAUGGAAAGGACAAGACUGACAAAGCGAUUUUGAGCGCAAGAGCGUCACGAAUGUUGGGGGGGCAGUUCGAGCGUUCAAAUCGCAUCCCAUUGCGGUCUGCAUAUAGACGCAUCGCGUAGCGUGGCGAGCAUACACGUUCCUGAAGCUGAAGGGUUGCAGACAUCGCCAGAGCAGCACUAUGCGACGAGCAUUGUACGCAUGUCCAGGCAUCGCCUCCCAAGAAACGAAUUGUAGUUGAACAACGCUUCCAAAAAGUCACGUCAAUGAAUGCUAUGCUAUCUCUUUGCACGGCGCACACUGCGAACUCCCAGAGAUAGCCGCGUGACAAACAAACAUGCAUGGUAACAAAGCUGAAGCCGUUCACCACACCGAGCACUGAUCCCACAAUUGUGGUGCGGCGGCUUUCGAUUUCCAGUGUGAGUGAGACUCACGUGCAACAGCGUUUGCCCUGCACAUACGGGUGCUUGAGAGAUAUGCUCUUCCGGUAAAGAAUAAAAAUCUAGGUCCAGCCAGGUAUCACAGUAUCCCAGGUCGGCACACUGAUUCCUGUCCAUAUACGACUUCAAUCGUAACUGUUUUUCGCCCGCCGAAAGGAGACUCUACGUCCACUGGCGGUCUGCUUUGGGUUUGCCAACGUGUGGCGAGGAAACAAUACUAAGGCGCGAACAGCGUUCGUGAAGCUGUUAGAGCCACAAGCAUUGCCAUGACAGAGACGUGAGAAACAAAAUGACCGAUCUGGACGCCCUGUCCUUACUCUGACAGGUGACCGUCACAUUCGAGCCACGGUCUGCUCCAGACCCUCACCGUUUGUCUCCUCUCGAAUUUCCUGUAUUUCGCGGGCCACUACAGACUUUACCUACGCUGUGGCUGUCAAAUGAGUCGUCCACUAUUUGCUAUUUAAUUACCUCUCGGGCUGCUGCGCCUGUGCGCUCUGCCCUGUUGUGUCGCCCCUUGCUGUCGCUCGGAGCGACAACGACUCACUUCCAAUAAGACGUGCAUGCGAUGCCUGGCCAGUUAUUCCACAGCCUAUCGAGUCCUGGUGGACGCCAGCCCGGCACGUGCUGCGACGGGGGCGUCCUGACGAGAACAAAACUUCGCAUUAGUCAACUCUCUCAGAGCUCGAGGUCCCACUGGGCUCGGCCGAGUCUGCAGUGAACGCCGAGGGCGACAAUGUCCCAGCUGAAAUGCCACCACGCUCCCGCAGUGGCCCACUUGAUUGCGGCGGCGAUGGCGCAAUCGUCAGCGGAUGGAAUGUAGCAACAUGUAGCCGUCCCGUUCGAUGUCGUCGGAACACUCCUCGUUCCUGAAGUCCGAGAUACCCCGGGUGUGAUGCCACACUACCCGGUACGUCCGAUCCGCUGACUGCACUCACUGUCCCCACAUCUCGGAACGAAGGCAUGGCAUCCCCUAACGUGACGUGUCUGCUACUCGUCCCUGCAGAAACCCCGCUGUAUGAACGAGAACCUCUACUGCCUGCAGCGGCUUUAGAGGAAGCUUUCUCACGCCCAGCACUUCCACUGGUGAGUCUCGAACGGCCUCGCUCAACAGCGGACCCGUGCGACUGAACUCCCCGUACGUCCCGGCCGGGGGAUCCGAAAUGGGAAAAGGAUGCCGAGCUCUCGGAUGUCUCAGAGGCCAGUUCCGUGGCCAGCGUUUGAAGUUCCAACUCCAGUUCCACAGGCCACCACUCCAUCGCAACAUCAGAAGUAGGAACAUAUCUCACGCUACUCUCGUCGGGUGCAGGAAACUGCGGAAUUGCCUGUACGGAG
Molecule: messenger RNA, 4723 nt
Organism: Toxoplasma gondii ME49
Lineage: Eukaryota; Apicomplexa; Conoidasida; Eucoccidiorida; Sarcocystidae
Exons: 11
Coding region: 1-2772 (923 amino acids)
Biological process (GO): potassium ion import across plasma membrane; regulation of monoatomic ion transmembrane transport
Cellular component (GO): plasma membrane
Molecular function (GO): inward rectifier potassium channel activity
Source: RefSeq, a predicted model, not a curated record